This is a messenger RNA of Salvia splendens (bonfire salvia), 453 nucleotides long. RefSeq lists its product as uncharacterized. Bases 1 to 453 code for a protein of 150 amino acids. The record is from RefSeq and is a predicted model, not a curated record. Lineage: Eukaryota; Viridiplantae; Streptophyta; Magnoliopsida; Lamiales; Lamiaceae. The transcript has a single exon.
AUGGAUUCAAAAAAACCCCUCAAUUUCCAUAAUCCAAUCCCUAAUCCAAACCAUGUCGCACUGUGGGAUUGCGGCAGCUCUCUCUACGACUCGUUCGAGUUGAAGGCCUUCGAGAGGCACUUCGGCUCCGCCAUCAAUUCUAGAAGCAUGUCCAUGCCGCACUUAUCCGAUCGCUGCUCUCAGCCGGCGGCGGCGAAGAAAUCGGCAUCGAAGAUGAUUUCUAGGUCGCUGCAGAGGCUGAUCCGGUCGGUUUUCGGAAUUAGGAGUAAUAGUCGUAGCAAGGCGGGCUCGGGAGAAGGAUUUUUCGUCGUUUAUGAUAAGUCGGCGGCGCUAUCGACGAUUCCGGAGGCGCCGGAGUUUGACGGGGUGUCGCCGGAGAUUAGGUCGCUUGUGAGGAGGACGGCGUCGGACAGGUUUAGUGCUGCCACGUCGGUUGGUAUUUCUUGUGCUUGA